Messenger RNA from Talaromyces rugulosus, 786 nucleotides. RefSeq lists its product as uncharacterized. Gene Ontology annotation, molecular function: hydrolase activity, acting on carbon-nitrogen (but not peptide) bonds, in linear amides. The transcript has 4 exons. The record is from RefSeq and is a predicted model, not a curated record. Lineage: Eukaryota; Fungi; Ascomycota; Eurotiomycetes; Eurotiales; Trichocomaceae. Bases 1 to 786 code for a protein of 261 amino acids.
AUGGCACAUAAUCUUGCCCAAUGUCAGGUGCUCGUGAAAAAGGCUGUAGCUGCUGGUGCCAAGGCACUGUUCCUUCCCGAAGCCGCCGACUAUAUCGGCUCUUCAGGUGCUGAGACUGUAUCAUUAGCACGCUCUGUUGAACAGAGUGAGUUUGUCCAAGGCUUGCGGAAAGAAGCCAAAGAGGCGAGGCUGCCUAUUAAUGUCGGCAUUCAUGAACCUGCUCAAGGAGGAAGCAAGGUGAAGAACACCUUGAUAUGGAUCAACGAGAACGGCGAUAUUGCGCAGCGCUAUCAGAAAAUCCAUCUAUUCGAUGUCGAAAUAAAAGAUGGACCAGUCUUGAAGGAAAGCGCGAGUGUCGAGAAAGGUAUGGACAUUCUUGAACCAUUCGAAACACCGGUGGGAAGGGUAGGCCUGGCAAUAUGCUUUGAUUUACGAUUUCCUGAGAUAUCUCUUGCCCUAAAGAGGCAAAACGCGCAGCUCAUAACAUACCCUUCGGCAUUCACGGUGCCAACGGGAAGAGCACAUUGGGAGAUCUUACUUCGAGCACGAGCAGUCGAGACUCAGUCGUAUAUCAUUGCUGCUGCCCAGGCUGGAUCGCAUAACGACAAACGCCUAAGCUAUGGGCACUCGAUGAUCGUCAAUCCGUGGGGAGAGAUUGUUGCAAAGCUUGGAGGUGACUUUAGUGAGCCCGAAAUUGCAACUGCAGAUAUCGAUCUCGAUAUUGUUGCCAGAGUCAGAAGAGACAUGCCACUACUGCGAAGGACCGAUGUAUAUCCAGAGGUUUGA